Sordaria macrospora k-hell is the source of this 3636-nucleotide messenger RNA. The record is from RefSeq and is a predicted model, not a curated record. NCBI's taxonomy places the organism in Eukaryota, Fungi, Ascomycota, Sordariomycetes, Sordariales, Sordariaceae.
AUGAGGGCAUCACUUUUUCUCUCCACAGCCGCAGCCCUGCUUGGGCUUGCGGGGGUGUCAGCAAGAUCCGUGUUUGCACACUUUAUGGUUGGGAACGCCGCCAACUACACCUCAAACGACUGGAAAAAAGAUAUCAGCUUGGCCCGAGAGGCUCAGAUUGAUGCCUUUGCUCUCAACAUUGCCUACAAGGAGCCCAAUAUCGCAUCCUCCCUGCCCACGGCCUUUUCGGCGGCCGCUGCCAUGGGAUUUGAUAUGUUCUUCUCCUUUGAUUAUGCUGGCAAUGGCGCAUGGCCCAAGGACGAGGUUGAUUCCUUGCUUGCCAAGUAUGCGGCUCAUACAGCGUAUUUCAAGUAUAACGGCAAGUCCCUUGUCUCGACCUUCGAGGGUCCAGACAGCGCCGAUGACUGGAUCGACCUCAAGAAUGAUCACAACGUCUUUUUCAUUCCGGAUUGGUCGUCAUUGGGGGCCAAGGAGGCCUUGAAAAGAGGCGGUGGCGUUGCCGACGGCUUAUUCAGCUGGGCAGCCUGGCCCUGGGGAGCUCAAGACAUGGACACUUACACCGACGCGUCAUAUUUGCAGUACCUGAACGGCAAGCCUUACAUGAUGCCCAUAUCACCUUGGUUCUUUACCAACCUUCCCGGCUACAACAAGAACUGGCUUUGGAGAGGUGACAGUCUCUGGUACGACCGCUGGGUGCAAGCAUCAUAUAACAAGACAAGCGCCGAUUUGAUUGACAAUACCCAGUUUGUGGAGAUCAUCUCAUGGAAUGACUACGGCGAGUCCCAUUACAUUGGUCCUCUUCACGACAAAGCCAUGGAGGCGUUCACCAUUGGCAAAGGCCCUAGCAACUUCGCCAAAGAUAUGCCGCACGACGGAUGGCGCCUCUUUCUGCCGUAUGUCAUCAGCCUUUUCAAGUGGGGUACGGCUACGAUAACACAGGAAGGGCUCACGGCUUGGUAUCGAUUGUCGCCGGGUGCAGCUUGCGCAUCGACCGGUACCACUGGCAACACGGCUAGCCAGCUUCAGAUUGAAUUUGCCCCACAUGAGGUGGUGCAGGACAAGAUUUUUUUCUCGGCUCUUCUCACAUCCGAGGCUACUAUCAGCGUCACUGUUGGAGGUGUGCCACAAGCAGGAGCGUCUUGGACAUACAAACCGGAUGACCAUAUUGGUAUCUACCACGGUAGUGUUCCCUUCAGUGGCACCGGCGCCGUUGUUGUUACACUGAGCCGCAACGGAGCCACGAUCGCCCGAGUCGACGGCAAGGCCAUCGAGUCAGUGUGUACCAGCAGUCUAUACAACGCCUGGGUCGGCUCCGCUACCGUGUCUGGCAGUGUAUACGCUAGCCCAUCUCUGUCUAUCUCCAAACAGGCGUGUGUCAAUGGCACAGGAGUGAACAACUUCGCGGGUCUCUGCGGCUUCGCCUGCGAGUAUGGUUACUGUCCUGCUACUGCCUGUACCUGCCGACAAAUGGGCAAGGCGGUUAAAGAGCCACCCGCAACGGGUGUAAUUGGAUAUCCAAUCUCUGGCGAAUCCGCGAGUUAUUCGGGCCUCUGCGCUUAUAACUGCAACCACGGUUAUUGCCCUUCGGGUGCAUGUGGCACCACCGAGGUUCCGCUUACAAUCCCGGACGUCUCGGAUUUCUCUCCUCCAGCUUGCCGAGCAGGGACAGGAACGGGGGCUCUUGCCGGUCUAUGCAGCAGCUUCGCUGCACAUAUGGUUAGCGCCUUGAUUGACGCACCGCCCAAGGUUGCUAUAACAGGGAAGCCUAUUGCUGGGCUUGAAGACUACGGUCUGUGCGAUUUCGUCUGCAGCCAUGGCUACUGCCCGGAUGUCUGUGUCGGCACCGGCUCCGGCAGUUCUGGCAAUGUCUACUAUCCUCCGAACAUUUGGGAAGGUUCUCAGCCCCAUAUUCCGUGUCUUCCUCCCUGUAAGGUCAUCCUUCCGCCUUACCCCAUCGGCUCGGCGACCACAAUCACGUUUUCCCCGCUGGUCACAUCAGUCUGGACCGUCUCGGCCGGUCACACGGGCACCAAGACAACGACAAUCACUCUAGCACCGUUGGUAACGGACGCAAUUCCUUUCUGGCCCAUUACUGUCGGUCCUUCUGUCACCACACCAGUUACCGUGUUCCCACUUCAGAGCUUUAUGCCACCUGCGGCAGUCAUCACGCUGAACGGAAACGAGGCGACAUUCUCACCUGUGCCCUCGGGCAGCGCAACGCCUGCGCCCUCCUUCCCUGGGACCGAGCGCCCGGUCACAAUCCAACCUCAGGCCACCAGUUCUGUCACGAUGAAGAACAGUGUUCCCUCGGUAACCUGGUCCAGCGCAAAAAGCACCGCAACAUGCACCUCGGGCUGCGGCACCGACAGCUGCGAGGUUUUCGGCGGUUGUUCGUCUACCGAUCCGGCCGAUGAUUGCGGAACCCAAGGAUGCGGUGGUGGCUGCAGCAUUCAAGGCUGCGAUCAAACGUGCGGCAUCGUUUGCUCGACUGACCAGUACCACGUGCCAUCUGACGGGACUGACGGGACCGACGAUAGUAGCAACCCGAGGACGCUACCUUUCGAUUAUGACGGUCCUGACGGCGCUAACUCUGGCAGUUGGAACCCGUCCCCAAUAGAUAAAAGCUUUGCGUCAUCGGCGACGAGUGCCAUAGAAAAACACAUGGCUACAGCAGCGGCUAUGGUGUCUUCUAUGAUUGACAACUGGAAUGAUAAGGCGUUGACGACCCGUGUCCAGGCCACUGCAACUUCAGCCAGAAAAGCACUCUCAACGAUUCAAAGCAAGCUCGAGAGUCAACUCGAAGAUGCCGCCGACAAAUCCAACACUGACAACGCCGGCAUCAUAUACUGGCUCGCUCACUGGUUCGACAUAGCAGACGAAAGUUUGGAGUUGGCCACCUACUGGGCUACCAACAUGGGAGGACCCCCGGACGUUUCAGGGCCGGGAGUAGGUGCUGCCAAAGAGGCAAAAAGGAAUAUUGAAAAGUUUAAGGGCGCAACGGAAAUAAUUGAGGAAGAGAUAUCAAUUCAAUCCAACGAUGACAUCUGCGCCAAAGAUCAUCUGUGCAACAAUUGCAUCCUCGAUGCUUUUACAAGCAAAGGUGCUACGCCGCCGGAGAGCUGCCCACCGACCGAAAACAGUGAUCCCGGUGAGGCGACCAACGCCCACGAGAUUCCAAACUCUGUCGAUUGCGUAUCCCACUCGGGAACAAAAAACUGGACCAAAGACGAGAUCAUGAGGGCACUAAAGCAGGCAGUCAAUUACAAGCGGUCACCCCCGAAAGAGCCCAUCAAAAAGAAUGCACCCCUUUGGCAGUACUCCACCAAGGGCAUGUACCCCCACGAGUACAGCAAUAGCGACAACCUUGCCUUCACCGAGGAGUGUAAGAACGCUGGAAAGGACUUCGACGAUCUGGUGGAGUUCCCCAUCAUCAAGGGUGGUGUGAUAGAGGCCGGCAAAAAUGGCAAACAGGACGUUGGGACGGACCGUGUCGUGUUUAGGUCCACGAAAAGAGACAGUGUGAACCCCUUGCGUUGGAUUUAUUGCGGUGUUAUGACGCACCAUACCAAGGUAAAGGAGACACAUAAGAUUGACGGUGAGGACAAACAGGUGUUGCCCUUCAGCUUAUGCACUUAG